AUGAUCGGGAGCGUUUUUAGUGGCCUUGACUAUCGUGGACAAAAUGCAAAGUUUUACUUACAAAAGAACGCAUACUUCAAACUAGAUACGAAUGGAUACGUAAUUGUGGCUGGCCCACUUGAUCGGGAUGAUAAUCCAUCUCUCUGCCAAGAACCAGGCUAUCCAGAGUUAUGCAUCUGGAGCAGCUUACUGGUUGAUAACAGUGGUCAAUAUCUGCCUUUGAGGAUAAUAGUCGACGACGUCAACGAUAAUGUCCCAUUCUGGCCAUUAGAUCUUAUCGUACUGACGGUGCAAGAGAACACUGUUUCUGAAGUUACGUUGGAAUUGUCACCGGCACGCGAUCCUGACUAUGGUAGGAAUGGAAUUAAAAAGUACAAGCUGGAGACAACAGCUGAAGACAGCUAUUAUUUUGCUCUGAAGAUGACCCCUAUCUUGUCUAAACCAAAACGGAAAAUACGGACAAGGCUGAAGGACACUUCCUCAACUGAGUCUCACGAUGGGAAAAAUCAGGAUGUGGGUAUGCCGUGUUUGGUUGUGCUGCGAUCGCUCGAUCGAGAGAACAAACCCUGGCACAACCUCACACUUUUUGCGAUCGACGGUAGUCCCCCCUACCAUACCGGUAGUCUUUUGAUUUCCAUCAAAGUGGGCGACGAAAACGAUCACUCACCUAGUUUUCAGCACGAAAAGUAUAAAGCUUACUUACCGGAAACUGCACCAGUUGGAAGUAUUGUUGCUUUACACACGGCUGACAAAUUCACCUAUCAGGACGGUCGUCAGUCGGACGACGAUGGGACGUUCGCCUCAAAAGUCGGCGACGGCACUACAGUGGAGCAUUUCUCCGCCACUGACAAGGACGAGGGCAUUAAUGGGAGAGUUCACUAUUCCUUUGCCAGGUCAACACCCAGUGAGAUUCAAAAGACUUUUGCUCUUGAAAGUCUUUCGGGAAAAUUGCGUGUCAUGCGGCCACUGAGUUACGACGAUGGGCCAAAAGCGUGGACUUUUCAAAUUGUAGCCAGUGACGGUGGACGGCCAACCAGGUCUGCCGUGGCCGAGGUUACCAUUGAACUGGAAGAUACCAACAACCAUGCGCCCAGCAUCCGUGUUCAGUCGCCGUCCGUAUACGAACGGUCCAACGACACUGAGGUUCCUCUGCUAGAAGAAGAGUCCCGCUCCGUGCUGUCAAUUCCCGAAAAUGUAAAUAUGACUCUGAAGCACUUGCUGACCAUCACAGUGCAAGAUCGUGAUACAGGCGUGGGGGGCGAAUUUACUUGCAUACUUCGCUCACCCAGUGGAAUUGUCUCAUCAUCAGAUUCUUCUGAAGAGGAAUCUGCUGUCGCAAAUUCAGGAAUGUUUCAACUCAAGUUGAAAGGCAAGGUUCCACAGGUUAAUAUCUACAACCUCUUCGCCGUGGGAACAUUUGACAGAGAGAAGACACCCACUGUGCCUUUGUGGAUAGUCUGCCAGGAUAAGGGAAAACCGCGACUCACAUCCAGCCAACUCAUACAAGUUGUCAUACUCGACGAAAACGACAAUGCGCCGCAGUUUGAAUUUCCAUUUUACAAGUUGACUGUAAGUGAUCUACCUCCAAGGAAAGAGCAUACAACCUCAUAG
Messenger RNA from Spirometra erinaceieuropaei, 1611 nucleotides. The record is from the annotation of a GenBank genome assembly. NCBI's taxonomy places the organism in Eukaryota, Metazoa, Platyhelminthes, Cestoda, Diphyllobothriidea, Diphyllobothriidae.